AUGGGUCAAACUGCUUACUUCGACGUUCAAUACCCCGGUGGUCAAGGCCGCAUCAACUUCAACCUGUACGGUGACAAGGUCCCGAAGACUGCUGAGAACUUCCGCGCUCUCUGCACCGGCGAGAAGGGCUUCGGCUACGCUGGCUCCAAGUUCCACCGCGUCAUUCCCCAGUUCAUGCUUCAGGGCGGUGACUUCACCCGUGGCAACGGUACCGGCGGCAAGUCCAUCUACGGUGAGAAAUUCGCCGAUGAGAACUUCUCCCUCAAGCACACCAAGCCUGGUCUCCUCUCCAUGGCUAACGCUGGCCCCAACACCAACGGUUCCCAGUUCUUCAUCACCACCGUUGUCACUAGCUGGCUCGAUGGCAAGCACGUCGUCUUCGGCGAGGUUGCGGACGAUGAGAGCAUGAAGCACGUCAAGGCUAUCGAGGCUCUCGGCUCCAGCAGCGGCAAGCCCCGGGGCGACAUCACCAUCACGAGCGCCGGUGCUUCUUAG
Messenger RNA from Cyphellophora europaea CBS 101466, 495 nucleotides. Its product is annotated as peptidyl-prolyl cis-trans isomerase, mitochondrial. The coding region runs from base 1 to 495 and encodes 164 amino acids. The transcript is spliced from 3 exons. Gene Ontology annotation, molecular function: peptidyl-prolyl cis-trans isomerase activity. Gene Ontology annotation, biological process: protein folding; protein peptidyl-prolyl isomerization. NCBI's taxonomy places the organism in Eukaryota, Fungi, Ascomycota, Eurotiomycetes, Chaetothyriales, Cyphellophoraceae. The record is from RefSeq and is a predicted model, not a curated record.